This is a messenger RNA of Penicillium odoratum, 615 nucleotides long. RefSeq names its product carboxymuconolactone decarboxylase family protein. The record is from RefSeq and is a predicted model, not a curated record. Bases 1 to 615 code for a protein of 204 amino acids. Lineage: Eukaryota; Fungi; Ascomycota; Eurotiomycetes; Eurotiales; Aspergillaceae. Gene Ontology annotation, molecular function: peroxiredoxin activity. The transcript has a single exon.
AUGCGUCUCCCCUACGCCCCCAAUACCCCACCUGCCGAUGCGUCCGCCGACACGGCUGAUAUCUAUAACCGCAUCGCCGCCCGCCGAAACCCUCGUCCAUUGAUCCCCCUCGAUCUAUCCCUCCUCCACAGCCCACCCGUCGCCGAUGGCUGGAACAGCUUCCUUGGUGCCAUCCGCACCCGCACAAUUGUCGAUCUUGGUAUCCUGGAGUUGGCUGUGUGCCGUGUAGCUGUACUGAACGAUGCCGUCUACGAAUGGAAUGCCCAUGCGCCGCUUGCACUCAAGGGUGGCAUUAAGCCCGAAGAGCUACAUGCUUGCCGCACUUUGCCGUCGACUGCAAAGGGUGAUCUCUCUCAAUUGGAAAGUAGCCCACUUACCCCCCAGCAACGGGCGGUGCUACGCUACACCGAUCAAAUGACUGUGACUGUCAAGGUUGACCAGGAGGUUUUCAUCGAGUUGCAGAAUGUUGGAUUCAAUGAUCGUGAGAUUGUUGAGCUGACAACUGGUAUUGCUGGAUAUAACUGUGUGAGUCGGUUUUUGGUGGCGCUUGAUGUGGGUGAAAACAACGAUCGUCAAAUGAAGAGCGUCGAUGAGCUGGUUGCGGCGCUGCAAUAA